Messenger RNA from Cyprinus carpio (common carp), 4298 nucleotides. It is a transcript of the gene cb1h3orf70, whose product is annotated as chromosome B1 C3orf70 homolog. The record is from RefSeq and is a predicted model, not a curated record. Lineage: Eukaryota; Metazoa; Chordata; Actinopteri; Cypriniformes; Cyprinidae.
GAGAGGCGGGGAUCGAGGGAGCAGGAGCGAAACGGAAAAUCCGUCUUCGGCUAUAAGCAUCAAGAUCAGUCUCGGUGCCAAUCUGAAGCUGUUUAUACGGACACAUUUGGCACAGCGAUCUUUUGUGCUAAAGUAACGGUUUUAGAGGCAGAUCGAGCGGAAACGAGAUGUUUUUGUAUAAGGGUUAGAAGUGGAACUUGGGUAGGCGAAGUCUUGGGCGUAUCUCCACUUUUGUUCAUAUAUUGUCGAAGUGGAAAACAGCUGAGCGCAUCUGAUCUUCCCCGAGCGCCCGGUGCUGAUGAGGGCUUUGUCGGCGUGAUCCGUGCGCGAUGGCCGCUUCGGGCGGACAGAAGAGUGAGAAGUUAGAUGAAGCUCAGGCUCUAGCGAGGAGUUGCGCAGGGCGACCGGACUUUCUGCCCUGCGAUGGACUAUCCAUCUGCGCCACACACAGCCACGGGAAGUGUUUCAAGCUGCACUGGUGCUGUCAUCUGGGCUGGUGCCACUGUAAAUAUGUCUACCAACCCAUGACCAGCGUAUGCCAACUUCCCAGCACGCCGGUUCCAGUUGCCCCCUCAGGUCACACCCACACCAUGAACCUGUCCAUCUCCCUGGCUGAGCGCUUUCUCAGGACGGCCCCCAAAUUCCAGGCUCCACCCUGUCCAGAGUCGCCCAAGCUCUGCGUCAUCUCUGAGCUCUUUGUGGAUGAUUACAUGGUCAAACGUAUCAAUGGUAAGAUGUGUUAUGUGCAAAGGCCGCCUCCCCCUACACCAAAUCCCACACACCAACCCCAAAUCCCGGCAUCUCAGUCUGCACCCCAACGUACAAACAAGCACACAAGGCAAGCAGGCCCAGCUAUUAAACACGGCCAGCCAAACGAAAAGAUCUCAGGCCCUAAAAUGGACCACUGCUCGUCUCCCUCCAGCUCAGAAGACUCUGGAAUCAAUGCAUUGGGUCUGCACUACAUGGAAUCAUGCGAUGAGGACUCCUGCGUGGAUGAUGAUGACGAGGAAGAAGAGGAUGAUGAGUUGAGUACCGAUGGGGACUCCAGUCCCGGUAGCCUCUGGGACCAGGAUGAGUGCACUUUACUGUCACCGUCCAAAUCAAUGGUUGAGAUCAUUGAGAAGAUCGAGACUACAGUUUGACGUGCCUGUCGAUUAAUACUACAGUUGGAAUUCCUCGGUCUUGGAAACACGUCCCUACACUAUCCUACAGUAUAUGCAGGUGCAUGAGUUCAAUGAGCCAGUGCAAGCACACGCUCCCUGUUAUGGCAGUUGCCAUCCGAGGUUGUCCCAGAAGAGCCCUCCAGAGAUGAGUCAUGGCAACUCUCUCCUGUACUUACUACAACCCUCAUUUUCCCUAUAGUCCCUUACGCAUGGUGAGGCUAAUGUAGGUUACACGCAAGUAAGUGCGCUGACAAACACAUAUCGUGAGAACUUUGAUCAAAUGGGACUCAAUACAUGAUAAAAUAUUUCAUGGAUGAACAGAUGUAGGAAAGUUAAACUCAAAAAUAUGAGGGUAUGUCUCUCCUUAGAGAGCUCAGACACAUUCGGUCCAAUGCAUAGAAACGGAAGAGGGGAUGACUGAUGCAAUAUGGAGAGAUCUAGACUAGGUCUAUGUGUGUUAGGAGGAUAGAGAGUGCUACAAAGAUAGAAGGAGAAAGAGUGAGGGAGAGAGAGAGAGUCUUUCAACGUCCUGUUAGCAGAAUCAGUCAGAACAGUGGCUAAAUCAUGCAUGAGCUCAGAGGACGGUAAUGAAACUUUGUGAUGAAAAGAGAUUGAGGCUCAUGCUUGAGGGAAUGCCCCUUUUCUCAAACUCUCUCACACCCUGAGAUUCCCUAGAGGCACAGCCAAGGGUACAUUACCAGACAUUUCUUGUCUGGCACCAGACUGUGGGACCAGUCCUCCCAUCAUCACAGUCCUUAAAGCUUGUGUCUUCUUUAGGAGUGGAAAACAACUUUUGACAAUCAGUUAGAUUUAAGAUCAAUUCUUAAGAAGAGUGAUAAGGAAUAAAAUUGCAUUGUUCAUCCCCCAAGAAUCCCAUUGUGAUCUGUGUUCCAUUUUGUCAAGCCACUUUAAAAGUAUGUGGUGUAUCAUUGACAAAGCCAGAUGAUUGCUUAGGGGCCAUUCACGCAAGAUCCGUUUUUGUGUCCUAUUUUUUAACUGUUGGUCUACAUAAUUGUGCUGGAAAGAUGUCAUAAUUUACUCACUGUCAUGUUAUCAAAAACCUGUAUGACUUUCUUCUGUGAAAGAAUAUGACCAGUGUUAUUUGUAUGUGUUGUAAAUGGAAUUUGGAAGAUGCUUUUUGCAAAACCUACAUUGGAUUCAAGGUAUACAUAUGCCUGAGCUACAGGAAUGCUGUAAACCAGCUUUCAGGUCAUUUCUGCCGCCCCUGUCUAGCUGUAUUUAACGCAAGAACGCAUCCUGUGUGAAGGGCCUCUUAGUGUCACUUUGAGAUCUUCACUGGCUGCAAGAGUUUCAGGUUUUCUAAGGGUUUAAGAAUAUUUGGCCCAUUCAGACUGGCCAGAGCAUCUCUGGGUCUCAUUUUUCCAUUGCAUUCACACUUAUCUUAGUAUAUUAAGACCACAACUAUGUUACCAAAUACCCAACACAGUUAUAGACUGGCCCAAAAUGUAAAAAACAACCAGCACGUCAAGAAGUGCUUCUUUGCCUUGGUUUAAACACAUGAAACCAUUGCUAUUACUGCUGAGGUGGAAUACAGUCCUAAAUGAAAUAUCAAAGUCACACAGGGAAUUCACACAUAAAUGUCUUUAUGUUUAGGGAUUACAACUUAACCAAAAAAUUGAAAGUUAUGACAAUAAAUUUGCUAAUCAGGAGACUACGAGCUGAGACUGCCAAGGAUGUACUGGAUGAGAACCAAGUGAACCCUUUUAAUGAUCCAACCUCUUUUAUUUCAAGUAUUGGCUCAAAGAUGUUAUACUAGCUUGCUGUCUGCCAAACCCAUGUAAUAUAUAAGCACAUAUGUAACUUCACUACCUGAACACAAAUAUUCAUUUUGGAGUUCCUCUGAUCACGAAAGGACCAUGAUCCAUAGGUGGUGCAGGUGUGAUUCUCUCCUUGUUACUGAAUGAAUGAAUAUACUGUAACUAUCCCUGUCUCUGCAGUUUUCAUAUCAGGGACUGAUACUGUAGCUACAAAUAUAUACUGUAGACACACAAAUGUUUAUCAAAUAUUAAAAUAUACCCUUUUUUCUUUCUUAUAUCAACUAUUGUUAACUCACCUCUUAUUUUUUUCUUAUAAAGAAAUUCAGAAAAUAAGAAAUGUUUCUGUCUUUCAUUCUGAAAAUAUGCUGAUGCAUCUUGGUUGAUUCCAAACUUAAGCGUUAAGCACAGGUGUUAAUAUAAUUUCACAGAAACAUUAUUGUAUGGAUCUUCAGCUGUUAAAGGCUAACUGCAUUGACCUUUUAAUCCUGGAUAAUCCUAGAGAACUUCCAGUUCAAUUUACCACCUUCAUUAUCAGAAGAGAGGAUAUUUUGGAAUCAUAGAGGAGCAGUUAGCAGAGAAACCCGUUUAAAGCCAUUGAAGCAGCGAGACCUUAAGCCUCCUUGGAAAACAGAUGGGUACUAACAAGAAGAGGCUCCAUGGAAUACAAGCCUGAACCAAUUAAAUAACAGACCACAAAACAUCCCCAUGUUGCUGAGCACACUUGCAUCUCUCUUAAAGCUAAUUCACAACACAUCCAGUACAACCUAUCCACCUUAAAAAUGGGCGUGGCCAUUUGUAAAUUCUAUGGGUCUGGCUUGUGGUCUCAUCUGCGUCCACUCCGUCCAGCUAUUUUUAGCUGAACAAAACAGUCCAUUUUGCUGCUUGAUAUUGAAAGUUGGUGUGUUUUAUCAUAUUAUUUUAAUGUAUUAUCUUAAUUAUGAACACACUGGUUUGUAGUGCAAACCGUUUAACUGCACAUUCUAAUUCUCCUCGUUGUUUACCUAUAGUGGCUAAUGAACCAGAAGUCUCACCCAUAGGCUUACUUCCACAUUGAAGAAAAAGAUGGAUAUCAAUGCUUCUAAUAACUGCAUUUUUGGUUUAGGGAUAUGAUUGACCUGUUAAAGGAAUAGUUCACCCAAAAAUUAAAACUUACAGAAAAUGUUCUCACCUUCAGGCCAUCCAAGAUGCGUUUUCUUCAUCUGAACAGAUGUGGAAAAAUUUUGCAUUAUAUUACUUGCUCACCAGUGGACCCGCUGCAGUGAACUGGUGGCAUUAGAAGAUGCGGAUACUUUUAUUAUAUAUCUGAUAUCAGCAAAUGUGGCAUUGAUUGACAGGGGGGGGUUAGCACAGAAAGCUG